AUGUCGACAAGGACUGUAGCGGUGGUGAGCUACGGUAGCAGCGGCAGUGGCGGCUACGGGUGCGGACUCGAGCUAGAAAGCGAGGGGAAGGAAGAGGAGCUCACAGUGGAGGCGCACGAAGGCCCGGCGAACGACGGGAGCAGCAGACAUGAUCUGAAAGAAGAGGCGCCGCCGCCACAACAAACCCCAUCGCCAACGAUCCUCUGCCGACGCCGUGCACCACGACUUCCAGGACACGAGUGCAGGUACCAUGACAUCCUCGCCUCUCGUGCUUCUCCCAACUGCCGCUACCAGACCGAAUACAAGGUUAGAGAUUAUGAAUUCUUAAGCGGACCAGAUGUCAAGGAACCUGUUAGAGAUUAUGUAUUCUUGAGCGGACCAGAUGUCAACGGACGAGUUAGAGAUUACGAAGUGCUGGAUGAUAUCAUCCGUGAAGAAUUCUCGAGAGCAUAUAAAGUGCUCAAGUCUCGCACACCUCAAAUUGACACCGAGACUCAAUUGGAUGAAGAGGAGGUUGACAGGCUCCGUGGAAAUCAUGCACGUUAUCGCAUCAAAGCUUGCCUGUUACUGGAAGGAAAGCGCAUAUACCCCCCGGAGCUUAUCUUGGAGAAUUCUUACCUCUGUCGUUACAUCAAAGAUGAACCGUUGGACUGGUAUUUCGACCCGGACCUCUGUUUACUUGCGUCAUUGAGUGACUAUCAGCGGCUGGUCCUUCGUAAUGAAGUAAGCAUGUGUAUCAAUUACUUUCAGCUUAGUAAUGCAGCUGGUAACCAGUUCCUCCUUCUCUUUAGAUUUGAAUGGGUGGCAGCAAUUUUUUGUUUCAUGGGAAUAUGGAUGCAUUUCCUAUUCUUUUCAGCACGACUUUAUGCGAGUAACCUCCAAGUUCUAGGGCCAGAGCUUCUUGGUGAAAUGCUAAAAUGAUUGUCAAAUCCUGCGAAGAUUAAGCACAGUUUAAAAAUGUGUGCUUGCAACCAAUUGUGAAAAUCUCAUAAUGUGCUCCGUAGAAGAAAAGGACAUUUCAAUUAAAAUGAAAUAGAGAUUGUUUCAUAUAGUGAUUUACUGAUGCAUUUUCUUGCAAGCAGCAAGUUUCUUUCAAACCAAAAUAAAACAAAUGGUCCACAUACGGGCUGCUCCGAAAAUACGCGUACUAUCUCUUUUUAUGUAUGUGUAAACAGGUUUCUGCCGGAUUUCCCUAGUACCCAUAUACUUUGACAUAUUCCUGUCACUGAAGAAGAUGGCGCGCUAUGGCGCUGCUAAUAGCACACUGUAGCGUGCUGAGAACUGCCUCGCUAAAUAAAUCAGCGUAUGAUAUCUCAAUAAUACUUCCUCUGUAAACAAAUAUAAUACUUUUCUAUAUCACAAAUAUAGCACGGUACUAGCAUAUUUUAAGGUCAGCACUAUUUUGUUAUAGCACGACUAUCUGUUCCUUGGUUCCAGUACCACGUGUAUUUCUUUUUGGGAUUUCUUAAAGUGCGCAAGUACUCGAAUCAAUAAUAGCUGCACAAACAUAUUCCUUAAGAGUAUUAUUCCACGCCCUAAUGUCCACUGCAUAAAGAUACCGCCUCGUUAUAGCAAGCGGAUUGAGCGAGGUGCCUAUAAAUUGUACUUGCCGCUGUAUAAUUGUCCGAUAAAGUUUCCAAAACGCUGGCUAUAGUGCAGCUAUAGCUUAUUUUGACAGCCGCCACUAUUUGGCAUAGCCUGCUAUUUGAAACUAUGACCGCAUGUCAUUCUCAGAAUAGCCGUUAUAUGUUGCUUCUCUUCUUUCAUCGUGCAUGGUGGCCACGAGUAUGUAAGUUGGAGUGAAUACCGAGAGUUCUACCUCACCCCAGAAGCUGACAAAGAUUAUUUGCAGUACAGGGAAUCAAUUGUGUGGAAUCUUAAGGUUUGCGUGGUGCAACGAUAAGCUGCUCCAAGUUUAAAACACUGCUCAGUUUUAUUUUUAUUUUAUUCAGAACUAACAACCAUUUGGUCUCUUGACAGUGGUUUGAAGAUGAUGUGCUCAAAGGCUAUA
Messenger RNA from Triticum aestivum (bread wheat), 2011 nucleotides. RefSeq lists its product as uncharacterized. The transcript is spliced from 4 exons. Lineage: Eukaryota; Viridiplantae; Streptophyta; Magnoliopsida; Poales; Poaceae. The record is from RefSeq and is a predicted model, not a curated record. Bases 1 to 921 code for a protein of 306 amino acids.